Messenger RNA from Penicillium griseofulvum, 927 nucleotides. Its product is annotated as cytochrome b5 reductase family protein. Gene Ontology annotation, biological process: ergosterol biosynthetic process. Gene Ontology annotation, molecular function: cytochrome-b5 reductase activity, acting on NAD(P)H. The record is from RefSeq and is a predicted model, not a curated record. Lineage: Eukaryota; Fungi; Ascomycota; Eurotiomycetes; Eurotiales; Aspergillaceae. The transcript is spliced from 3 exons. The coding region runs from base 1 to 927 and encodes 308 amino acids.
AUGUCUGGAAUACGCCCAUUCCCUCGAAAGACUAUUGCCGCAGUUGCUGUCAUUGGCGUCGCUGGAAUGUGCGCUGCACGAAAUACCUCGUUCCACAAUGAAGCAUUUGCUGAGUCCUCAAAGUCUCGUUGGGGUUCUGGGGGCCCUGGCUUUGGCUUUGGCACUAAUGCAAGGAUGGGCACUUACACCCUGCGCCUGGAAAGUUUCCAGCAAGUGAACGAUAACACCAAGCGCCUACGUUUUCAACUACCAGACCCAGCCUCAAAUAUGGGGCUCUACUUGACCUCGUAUAUCUUCACGUUUGAUAAGCCAAAGGAUGCGUUGUUCAACAUAGCCAAGCCUUAUACCCCUAUCAACAAUUUUGAUGAGCCAGGGUACAUUGAGCUUCUAGUCAAAAAAUAUCCUGAUGGCAGGGCAAGCGGAUAUUUGCACUCUCUCCAACCUGGUGAUACGCUGAAAAUCAGAGGACCCUUUCCGGAUUACAAAUGGAAGACCAAUGAAUUCGAAUACGUCAAUCUCAUCGCUGGCGGUGUUGGCAUCGCUCCUAUGUACCAGCUGAUCCAAGGAAUACUGAAUAACCCCGACGACAAAAGCAAGAUCAAGUUGAUUUUUGGAGCCAACACCGACAAGGACCUCCUCAUGAAGGAAGAACUCGAUGCGUUUGAACAACAGUUCCCCGAUCGUUUCAAGGUGGUAUAUACCGUCUCGGACCCGGUCGAGGGUUCCCCGUUCAGAAAGGGAAGGAUCACCAAGGAGUUACUAGAAAAGGAAUUGGUGGGUCCGAAAGAUAGUAAGACCACCAAGAUCUUCUUGUGUGGGCCUCCUGCCAUGGAGGCGGCAAUUCAUGGAAGACAAGGGUGGAUUUCACUUCGGAAGGGAGUCCUAGAAGAGCUUGGGUACACUAGAAGUCGGAUUCACAGGUUCUAA